This is a messenger RNA of Menidia menidia (Atlantic silverside), 3698 nucleotides long. NCBI's taxonomy places the organism in Eukaryota, Metazoa, Chordata, Actinopteri, Atheriniformes, Atherinopsidae. The record is from the annotation of a GenBank genome assembly.
CGGAAGCAGGAAGUAGGAAGAGGUGUACCUUAACUUUACAGCUGAGCUAACAGAUAAGCUACAGGCUACCAGGCUAACCGCAACGGUGAAAAUAUCAGCCUUCGUCGCGCAAACUAAAGGUCUAGACAGCAACUGUGAGACAUUGAAUCAAAAAUGGGAAAAGGUGGUGGAACAUUUGAGAGACUUCUCGAUAAAGCCACAAGUCAGCUGCUUCUGGAGACUGACUGGGAGUCCAUUCUUCAGAUCUGUGAUCUCAUUCGACAGGGCGACACGCAAGCUAAAUAUGCUAUUGGGGCCAUUAAGAAGAAGCUGAAUGACAAAAAUCCACAUGUGGCCCUUUAUGCACUUGAGGUCCUGGAGUCGGUGGUGAAGAACUGUGGACAAACUGUGCACGAUGAGGUUGCCAGCAAACAAACUAUGGAGGAGUUAAAGGAUCUCCUUAAGAAACAGACAGAGGCAAAUGUCCGAAACAAGAUCCUGUAUCUGAUCCAGGCCUGGGCUCACGCCUUUCGCAAUGAACCCAAAUACAAAGUGGUUCAAGACACAUAUCAAAUCAUGAAAGUGGAAGGUCAUGUUUUCCCCGAGUUUAAGGAGAGUGAUGCCAUGUUUUCUGCAGAAAGAGCCCCAGACUGGGUUGAUGCUGAGGAGUGCCACCGGUGCAGAGUCCAGUUUGGAGUUAUGACAAGAAAACACCACUGUCGAGCCUGCGGCCAGAUUUUCUGUGGGAAGUGUUCCUCUAAAUACUCCACCAUCCCAAAGUUUGGCAUCGAGAAAGAAGUGCGUGUGUGUGAGCCGUGCUUUGAGCAGCUCAACAACCACCCCUCCCUCUCUCCUCCACUUAGGAAAGCUGAAGGCAAAGCCCCUUCUACAACCACUGCUGAGCUGCCACCUGAGUACCUGACCAGCCCGCUGUCUCAGCAGUCCCAGAUGCCCCCAAAGAGAGAUGAAGCAGCCUUGCAGGAGGAGGAGGAACUGCAGUUGGCCAUUGCACUUUCCCAAAGUGAGGCAGAGGAGAAGGAGCGGAUGAGGCACAAAAACUCUUACUCUGUGUAUCCCAAAACUGAUCCCACACCGGUGACUUCCUCCGCACCACCAGUCAGCACCCUUUAUACUUCCCCUAUGAACUCUUCUGCUCCAUUGGCUGAAGAUGUGGACCCAGAACUGGCCCGCUACCUGAACAGGACAUAUUGGGAGAAGAAACAGGAAGAGGCCCGGAAGAGCCCAACUCCCUCAGCCCCUGCCCCAGUGUCCCUGGCUGAGCCUCCUCCACCAAUCAGCCAGCCGGUAGAGAGCCACGUCCCUGUUCAGCCCGUCAGCAUAGUGGAGCAGCAGUACCAGAACGGUGAGUCAGAAGAGAACCAUGAGCAGUUCCUGAAGGCUCUGCAGAAUGCUGUGACCACCUUCCUUAACCGCAUGAAGAGCAACCACAUGCGUGGGCGCAGCAUCACCAACGACAGCGCAGUGCUCUCGCUCUUCCAGUCUAUUAACAACAUGCAUCCACAGUUAUUGGACAUCCUCAACCAGCUGGAUGAAAAACGAUUGUAUUAUGAGGGACUGCAGGACAAACUGGCUCAGGUGCGUGAUGCUCGGGCUGCUCUGAACGCCCUGCGGGAUGAGCACAGAGAGAAGCUACGCAGAGCUGCAGAGGAAGCCGAGAGGCAGAGACAGAUCCAGCUGGCACAAAAACUGGAGAUAAUGAGGCAGAAGAAACAGGAGUAUCUGGAGAUGCAAAGACAGCUGGCUAUUCAGCGCCUCCAGGAGCAGGAGAAGGAGAGGCAAAUGCGUUUGGAGCAACAGAAGCACACUGUCCAAAUGAGGGCGCAGAUGCCUGCUUUCUCUCUGCCUUAUGCGCAGAUGCAAUCUUUGCCCCCCAAUGUUGCCGGGGGGGUGGUAUACCAGCCUGGUGCUCCACCAAGCUACCCAGGUACUUUCAGUCCUGCCGGUUCUGUGGAGGGUUCCCCUAUGCAUAACAUCUACAUGAACCAGGCAGGGCACACUACACCAGGACAGUACCAGGCCAUGCCCAGUGCUGCUACAGAUCCCAGUAUGGUGAAUGCAUACAUGUACCAGGCUGCUGGUACCAACGGGCAGCCUGGCCCUCCUCCAGGCCAGGCCCCACCCACAGCUAGUCCUCCCUACUCCAACUAUCAGCCCACACCCACACAAGCCUACCAGAAUGCGGUCUCUCAGGCACAAAGUAUGCCUCCCAUGUCACAGGCAGCCCCUACCAACGGUAUGGGUUACAUGAGUUACCAACCAUACAAUAUGCAGAAUAUGAUUUCAGCAUUGCCGGGACAGGAUCCCAACAUGCCCCCCCAACAACCGUACAUGCCAGGCCAGCAGCCCAUGUACCAGCAGGUUGCUCCCCCCGGUGGCCCGCAGCAGCAACAGCAGCAGCCGCAGCAGCAGGUACCUCAGGCUGUCCCCGGCAGUGCAGAGGCACAGCUCAUCUCCUUCGACUGAAGGCCCCUGUGCCACCGGGUUUGACACUACAUACUCUCCUCCUUUGGUUUCCUUCCUCCCCCCCCCCCACUGGACUCUGAGGAUGCCCUCUGGAAACACACACUUAACUCCAACCUUCCACCUUGCUGUGAUGUUGUGGCAAAGUGAAAUAUUGUGAUGAUGUUGCAGAGCUGUAGCUCUCCUUGCUCGUCCGCCCACUGAAAUGUAGCAGUUGAGGUGAUGGAGCUGCCAUGGAGAGUACCAUAACCAAGACCCCUUUCCCACUUCCUCUGUCUUUCCAGCUGAUAUGUAUGUAGUAUUUCCUUAUUAAAUGAAUAACUGAAGUGCAGAAUUAGUAAAUGGUAUUCGAGUUAAAUUAAUAAGACAAUAUGACAUUGAUUUAGGAGAUUAAAAGAAGACACAAGCAUCCUUUUUCUCUUAUUUUUCUAAAGAAAAAUGUGCAUGUUAAAUUCAGAUUAUUUUCUGCAUUGAAAGUGAACUGUUGCAACUUGUUCAGUUUGGGAAGUGAUAGAAAAACACCUGUAUGUGCUGUUUAAGAAAUUAUUAGUGGCUCAAAUGAGUGAUGGCUCAGUAGAGAAAUCAGUGGUAAAGAUAUUGUAUAAAUGGCACAAACUCACAUCUAUAUUAGGGCCCAACAUAAUAUUCCAGUUUUAGGUUUAUAAUCAUCCUUUCCAUGCACACAAAUUGUGGCCCCUUUGUUUGGGUUUAUUGUUGUGUGCAGAUGGAUUGUUGAGUUUAGUUUCCGAGGUGUACACUGCAGGCAAUUUGUAAGAGGCCUGUUAGAAAAUUAGUUGUGUAGCUAACAAUCAGUGAAUAUAGAAAAUCCAUUUUCAAAACUAGUUCCCUUGAAAACUGGAUUUUUGAAGCAGUCCAGAAACCCACACAGCAGAUGAUGUGAGCUGUGAUGCCAAAUGCAAAGCACCAUUACACAGAUGAAGGGCCUUCAUCUGUGUUCACGUUCAAAUUGCAUCCUGGUGCCACAACCACACCUACUUGUUUUAAAUUUCCGGUGUAAGGAGAGCAAGUACUACGGGCCAUUUUUCUGAAGUAUGUGUGACUUUUCAGAAAUAGGGAGAUUGAACAAGAUGUGACGCAUGUAUGUAUCCCACUUUCAGCCAGUGAUUUCUGUAACUCUUCAGUUUUCAUCUGUGGACUUCUUUAUUCAUUUUACUCAUCUAUCUGACUUUAACGUAAUUUUAAAAAUAUAUUUAAUAAAUAUCAGGUUCUUAUUGUCC